GAUGGGGGAAGAAGUUAGGUAGGGGGAAUAGAAUCCGAUUUUGGUUGGAUGAGUUGGUGGAUGGGGGAAGUCUUAAGAGGCAAUUCCUGAGGAUCUUUGUCACUGCACAAUUGAAGAAUAUGGUAAUUGAGGACGUGUAUAUAGAAGGUAAUGGUAACAGGGAGUAGUUUGUGAAUGUGAACAGAAAUCUGAAUGACUGGAAAGUUGAAGAGUGUGAAGCAUUUCUACUGUUAUUAUCCACGGUGCAUGUUGAUGACAACAUGGACUAGAUUGUGUGGAAGUUGAAAGAAAAUAGGGGGUUCACUGUUAGUCUUAUUAUAAUUAUUUGAUGGGGAGAGAGUCAGACGGGGUUUCCAAAUUCCCCGCUUAUCAGAUUUGGAAAGCGAAGGUGCCUCUGAGGGUUACUUUUUCUUUGCUUGGGAGGCAGGUUGAGAAUGUAUAUUGACAAUUGACAAGCUGAUGACAAGAGGCAAAUUAUGGUGAAUGGGUGUUACUUGUGCAAAAAAGCUACAGAAUCCUGUAAUCACAUUCUUCUCUGGUGCCCAAUGGCUUAUGAACUAUGGUCAAUGGUCUACGAUCUGUUAGGGAUUAACUAGGUUAUAGCGGAAACGGUGAGAGAUGAAAUUUGGGUUUGGGAAGGGUUAUAUAAAAAGAGAACAUUUGUAAAACUUAUUCCGCUAAUUAUUGAGUUAUAUGUAAAGAGAGAAUAGUAUGAUUUUUGAGGGUAUUGAGAGUGAGAUGUCUAAGACCAGGGAUAGAUGGUUGUAUCAUUUUGGCUCCUUGAUGUUAGGACAUGACAUUUAUAGGUUGGAAGAUUUUGGGAAUGUCAUUAAUAUACUAACACAUUUAUAAAUUUUUUUGUAAAUGAGUGGUACCCCCUUGGUACCUUGUGAAUAAACAAUAUGUACUUUUUAUCUUGAAAAAAAAAAAGAUACAAUGAGAUCAUUUUUCUUCAAUGAUAGAAAAUAAGGAAAUCUUGGUAUUGGUUUCCAGGUAUGAAGGAGCUUUGGAUCCUUGGAUGUUAUCUUUAUGGAGUAUGUUGUAUCAGAUCAAGCCCAAAAUUUUUCCAAGAGGUCCAGAUUUCAUGAAUCCUGAUGCAAAAAUAAUUGGUCAACCGAAGUAUCAAAUCACAUACCAUAAAGCAGACAUCACGAGUUCAAAUUUGUCAACUGCAUCAGAUUUGAAAGAUAUUGAGGUGAAAAUUGAAAGGGCUCGUCUUAUGUCUCCUGGAAAAUUUUCCCAGAACAAGAUGAGGCCUGACUGCUUUCUUAGAAUGAUAAGGAAUCAACCUUUGACUAGAGAUGACUGUGGAAAAGAUGUCCGACAUUUCGAAUUUGAGUUUGUUUCAUCGGCUACUGAAUAUGAAGUUGGUGAUGCUGUUGAGCUUCUCCCUAGUCAAGAUCCCGAAGCAGUGGAUGCUUUUUUAAAUCGCUGUAACUUGGACCCUGAAUCUUUCAUCACUGUUCAUCCUAGAGAGAUGGAUAAGCACAAUCCUGAUACUCAAUUAAGUACGUCAGAGCUCCCCAUCAAAUUGAGAACUUUUGUUCACUUGACUAUGGAUGUUGCAUCAGCAUCACCUCGACGCUACUUCUUUGAGGUUAUGAGCUUUUUCGCAACAGCUGAACAUGAAAAGGACAGGCUUCAGUAUUUUGCUUCACCUGAGGGAAGGGAUGAUCUCUACCAAUAUAACCUGAAAGAACGGAGAACUGUUCUGGAGGUAUUAGAGGAUUUCCCCUCUGUGCAAAUGCCAUUUGAGUGGCUAGUGCAGUUGGUUCCUCCACUGAAACCAAGAGCUUUUUCCAUUUCUUCUUCUCCUUUAGCUCAUCCCAAUCAAGUGCACUUGACUGUCAAUUUAGUGUCAUGGACAACGCCAUAUAAGAGGAAGCGAGAAGGUCUUUGCUCAUCAUGGCUCGCCAGUCUUAGUCCGGAACAAUGCAUAUAUGUUCCAGCCUGGUUUCAGAAAGGGUCUCUCCCCUCCCCGCCAUCAUCACUGCCUCUUAUUCUUGUUGGACCUGGAACUGGCUGUGCACCUUUCCGUGGAUUCAUAGAGGAAAGAGCCAUUCAAAGUGUCACCGGUUCAACUGCUCCUGUCUUAUUCUUCUUUGGCUGCCGAAACGAGGAGAAUGACUUUUUGUACAGAGAUUUUUGGUUAUCCCAUUUACAAAACGGUGGGGUACUUUCAGAAGCAAAGGGUGGUGGAUUUUAUGUUGCCUUCUCAAGAGACCAGCCACAGAAGGUCUACGUGCAACAUAAAAUGCAGGAAUAUAGCGAGAGGGUAUGGAAUUUGUUGAUCAAUGGCGCUGCCGUCUACAUUGCUGGUUCUUCAACAAAAAUGCCCUCGGAUGUACUGUCAACCUUGGAGGAAAUCGUAUCCAGAGAGAGUGGGGCUCCAAAAGAUUCUGCAGUAAGGUGGCUUAGAGCUCUGGAAAAGGCUGGUAAAUAUCAUGUUGAAGCUUGGUCUUGACAUUUUGCUUGAUCUUACUGAAGGUAGACCAGUCGAAGCUCAUUAGUUUUUCUGGACUACCAGCUUGGUUACAUACAUUCAGUUUAGAUUUCAUUGAAGGCAUGAGGAAGACUUCUAUAAGGAGACGGAAGCAAUCAGAGGGCAACACUGGGCUCCAAGCCAGUGUUUGUAAUUUAACAUAUUUAUUAAAGAAAAUGUUUUAUUUAAUUGAAGAAAUUACAAUUAUA
Messenger RNA from Carica papaya (papaya), 2691 nucleotides. The record is from RefSeq and is a predicted model, not a curated record. Lineage: Eukaryota; Viridiplantae; Streptophyta; Magnoliopsida; Brassicales; Caricaceae.